CGUCAGGGCGGCAAGAUCCCGAUCCGGUGGACGCCGCCGGAAGCCAUCGCUUACCGCAAGUUCACCGCUUCGAGCGAUGUUUGGAGUUACGGCAUCGUGAUGUGGGAGGUGAUGUCGUUCGGCGAGAGGCCGUACUGGGACAUGUCCAACCAAGACGUGAUCAACGCCAUCGAACAGGACUACCGUCUGCCACCGCCCACCGACUGCCCGUCCUCACUCCACCAGCUCAUGCUGGACUGCUGGCAGAAGGAACGCAACUCCAGGCCGCGCUUCGCACAAAUAGUCAGCGCCCUCGACAAACUCAUCCGCAACCCAGCCAGUCUGAAGAUCAUCACGCUCGAACUGGGAGCCCUGUCCCAGCCGCUGUUAGACCGUGCGUCCCCGCACUGUGGGGCCUACCCCAGCGUAGCCGAGUGGCUGCGGGCCAUCAAGAUGGGGCGCUACGAGGACAACUUCUCCAACGCCGGCUUCACCGGCUUCGACCUGGUGGCUCAGAUCUCCGCCGAGGACCUGCUGAGGAUCGGGGUGACGGUGGUGGGACACCAGAAGAAGAUUCUCUCCAGCAUCCAGGGCCUGACGCCGCAGACCAAGCCUGCAACCGCCGCCCACAACUGACUGCCCAUCGCCGCACGGGGAGGCAACAAGAUGGCGGGCGGCCGCUGAGGGGGAAGACGGUGCCUCGCCCGUGGCUAUACGGACCUUACGGGCACCGUACGGACAGGCCCGUCGCCGAAGGAAGGGCGAGGAUUCAUUCCGGACGCUCGCUUUUUUAAAGGAAAGAACUGCUUUCGCACUUUGAAACCCGGCGGCCAUCUUGUUCCGCCAGCUCUUCGAAACCCGGCGGCCAUCUUGUUCCGCCAACACUUUCGAAACCCGGCGGCCAUCUUGUUCCGCCAACUCUUCGAAACCCGGCGGCCAUCUUGUUCCGCCGACUCUUCGAAACCCGGCGGCCAUCUUGUUUCGCCAACCCCGGUUGCCGUGGCGAUGGCUCCUCUCCAGGCCAGGGCAGGCUUCAGCCUAGUCGAACCGUCGCUCCUUUUGCCUUCAAUGGAACCCUGGAUGAACUAGGCACAGAAACUUUAGUCUUGACGUCUUCAUAUUGAAGACGAGGGAAUUAAAUUUGCCGCAUAUCUCCCGGGGCUGCACAGUGCCUGCCCUCCAAACUUCGUUCCAAAGAAGUUACAAACUUUUGGGCACCAGUUCUCCUCUCGACUGAAUUCUCUUUUGAAGAGACUAGUGUCUUGUGUAUGUGUGUGUGUGUUUGUGUAUAUAUAUUUUUUUUGUACCGCCGUUUUUGUCUAAUGAUAAGG
Amblyraja radiata (thorny skate) is the source of this 1310-nucleotide messenger RNA. RefSeq names its product ephrin type-B receptor 4-like. Gene Ontology annotation, cellular component: plasma membrane; dendrite. Gene Ontology annotation, molecular function: transmembrane-ephrin receptor activity; protein binding. The record is from RefSeq and is a predicted model, not a curated record. Bases 100 to 615 code for a protein of 171 amino acids. The transcript has 4 exons. Gene Ontology annotation, biological process: protein phosphorylation; axon guidance; ephrin receptor signaling pathway. Lineage: Eukaryota; Metazoa; Chordata; Chondrichthyes; Rajiformes; Rajidae.